Paramuricea clavata is the source of this 2257-nucleotide messenger RNA. NCBI's taxonomy places the organism in Eukaryota, Metazoa, Cnidaria, Anthozoa, Malacalcyonacea, Plexauridae. The record is from the annotation of a GenBank genome assembly.
AUGGGGAAUUUCAGACAAGUAAAUAUUCUCGUUGUUCUUGCUGGGAUUUCAGCAAUUCUACCGGGACAGCUGGCAUUACCAGAGCAUCCAAUAACUUCUGGUCAUGAUUCUGGUUAGUGACCUUAUUUAUUACAAUGUUAUUAUCGUUAAAUACUCUUGCCUUGCCAUUAGGCAUUAUACAGUGUGUAUCAAAAUAAUUCGAAUCCAAAUUUGGCGUGUAAUAAUGCAGAAUAUAUUUGACAAAUUCGGUUGGUUUUUACACCAUUGUUAAGUUAAUUUAUUUACCUUUCAAAUGACAUGCUGUACGCAUCAUUUAGUUGGAAAAUGAAGGAGUAUUGCUUUGACAAAAAAAGUCCAUAAAAAUCACAAUUUUCCCCCGAUGGGAAUUGGACAUUUUUUCUUUCAAAGUUAGUCCCACAAGGCUUUGAAAUGCUAAUCAUUGCUGAAAACUAAAAUGCAAAUUUAACGCGAAUUUCUUCUCGUUCAACAUGUUGAAGGCAUAGGAGCUUAAAUCUCUUUAAAUGAACACGAAUUUAUGUAAAUUUUGCUACAUAACAGUUUGUUGAUUAAUUAAAUUUGCAUUAUCUUUUGUUUGUACGUCUCACUUCGAAUUCCCAUUGGCGGAAAAAUUUGAUUUCGAGCAACCAGUUUUAACACACGAUUUCUUGGUCAUUUUUGAUCUUAUUGAUAUAAGAACGAUAUAAUCGGAAACCUAAUAGGCUAUUCUUUAUUGCCAUAUAAAAAUUAUAUGGUUUACUUUAGUAUUUUAUAAACAGCAGUCUGUCAAAUUUGGAUUCGAAUUAUUUUGAUACACAUUGAUAUAUAAAUACAUUAUUACUAAUCAUUUCUUUACAAUGUAGUUUUUUCAAUUGUUGAAGAGUAUUUCAAAAGGAAUUUGUCGUAUUCGGAGAUGUUGGAUUUAUUGUUUCUGUACCACGGUAUUGCCUGGAGGUUAGCAUAAUAGCAUUCAAAAGUUAAAUAUAUAUUGUUCUUAUAGUCUAUAGAGUUAUAUAUUAGUUAUUUGUAUAUAUUAUCAGUGAUUUAAGUAGCCAGUUGUAAAUAACCUUUAAUAUGUGAGUGAGAUUUAGAAUUGUAUAUAUAAGCUAAAUAUUCAUUUAAUAUAUUAUAAUGUAGCUGCAAACAUAAUUAUUAUAUUUUAACAUUUCUAGCCUUGAUCAAUUAAAAUAUGUUCUCAAGAAAUUGAAUUUAAGGAGAUACAACACUCAAAGUACUGAUAAAGAAGUUGGUUCGGCCAUUCUGGUAUGCAUGCUUUGGUGAAAGGGGCAGUGUCACACUAUAUGUGCAGCCCAAAGUCAAAGACAAAGUGUCGUUUCUAUUAUAUAAACUUACUGCAAUAGUCAGGCAGAUACAAGGCGGAAAAAAACUCGGCACCAUAUCGAGGGGCAAUUCAAUUUGUCCUUCAUUUUGUGCCCUGAAGACUAGUAAUUAAGUACAUUUUUGUAUGUCAGCGGCGUUAAAAUAUCUUGUAGACUGUUGCCGACAUGUUUUUCUUCAGAUUUUGUAUUAAACUCUAUUACAGUUAAAAAAUGUGAAAUUUCAGAUACAUUUCUAAUACAAAUACUUGCAUCAAUCGAAAGCUUACAAAAAACUACAUACAAGACAUUUAAAUGGUUAACUGGGAUUUAAGUGGUUUUCGAGUUGUUGCUUUUUCAAAUGUGGAAAGUAACUGAAAAGUCAAAUCUCGCAAAAAUCCUUGGUACAAGACUUAAAACACGCUUUCAAAAUGCUUUCUACAGUUCAUAACUAAACAAGAACUUGUUAAACCAUGGUAACCAUAUAAAUGUCUUAUAAUUUUUAUGUAGUUUUUUGCAAGUUUUAAUUAUGUUCAUCAUUUUUGUUAGUAAUGUAUUUGAAAUUUCACAUUUUUAAUUUUUUAUCCCAUAUAGAGUAUUACAAUAUGCGAAGAAAAACUUAUGUGUUGACAGGAGCCUACAAGAAAUUUUAACACCGCCGAUAUACAGAAACGUACUUACUAGCCUUCAGUGCACAAUAUGAAUGCAAAAUGUAAUUGCCCCUUGAUUUAGUAAGUUUUCCGUAAUUUUUGUUCCUCUAUGAAUCCAUCUGCCUGACGAAGUUAUUUUGAUUGACGUUCUAUAGAGUUAAUUAUAACGGAGGGUCAGUUAUUAAUCUAGGCAGGGUUCCUAUCGUAUUUUUAUAGGCUGAGCUGAACGGUCCAGGUUGUCAGAAGAAACAACUUGAAUUGAUUGCAGAGCGAACAUGGCCACGGAACGGAUAA